This is a messenger RNA of Oncorhynchus keta (chum salmon), 2849 nucleotides long. Its product is annotated as coronin-2A-like. NCBI's taxonomy places the organism in Eukaryota, Metazoa, Chordata, Actinopteri, Salmoniformes, Salmonidae. Gene Ontology annotation, biological process: actin filament organization. The transcript is spliced from 12 exons. Gene Ontology annotation, molecular function: actin filament binding. The record is from RefSeq and is a predicted model, not a curated record. Bases 1 to 1479 code for a protein of 492 amino acids.
AUGUAUCCACCAAUCCAAAGAAAGAAUAGGUUUAAGCUGGACAGCCCGCCGUACCGCGUUGUGGACAACAACUCCCAUUCCAUUACUGGUAAGGUAGACCCCCAACACCCCAGGGUGUGUGGUCACAGUGCCAGGGUGUUGGAUGUCAAGUGGAACCCCUUUGAUGACCACUGCAUCGCCUCCUGCUCUGAGGACUGCACCGUAAAGCUAUGGGACAUCCCAGCCAACGGUCUCUAUCAGAACAUGACCCUCCCCAGGAAGGUGCUUCAGGGUCACAGCCGCAGAGUCAACCUGAUAGAAUGGCACCCUACUGCUCGGGAUCUACUGGUCAGCUCAGCCUACGACUACAAGGUGAUGGUCUGGGAUGUGUCAGUGUGUGACUCGGUACUGAGGAACCCAGUAUGUGUUAUUUCUCUUCACACUGAGCUGGUUCUGUCCAUGUCCUUCAACAAUGACGGCAGCUCUCUAGCUACCACCAGCCUGGACAAGAAGAUCCGAGUCAUGGACCCACGUACUGGACGCCUCAUACAGGUGUCCAGCAGUAAACUCCACAGGGCCAAUAAGGUGGUGUUUAUAGGAGACCAGAACAUGCUGUUUUCUACUGGCAGCUCACCAUGGAACCAAAGACAGAUCACAUUAUGGGAUCCGGAUGAUCUGUCAGAGCCGCUGUCAGAGGAGGAGGUGGAUGGAGGUGCAGGAGUCCUCUUCCCAUUCUACGACCCUGAUACACACAUCCUCUACCUGGCUGGCAAGGGUGAUGGUAACAUUAGGUAUUAUGAGAUCAGUUCUGAGAAGCCCUACGUUCAGUUCCUCACUGAGUAUUACUCCCUACUGCCUCAGAAAGGUCCAGGGGUCAUGCCUAAGCGCGGUCUGGACGUGAGUUCCUGUGAGGUGUUCCGGUUCUACCGCUUGGUGACUGUUAAGGACCUGGUCGAACCGCUCUCCAUGAUCGUCCCUCGCAGGUCCCCAAAGACCUUCCAGGAUGACAUCUUCCCCAUGACAGCAGGCAACGAGGCGGCCCUGACGGCUCAACAGUGGCUCUCGGGGAUCAAUAGAGGCCCGGUGCUGAUGUGUCUGAAACCUGGCAGUAAGAUAGCCAACCCCUACCCUGAGACCCUACCCAGGAGGGGGCUGAGCAACUUCCAGAGUGGGGGACCAGGAGAGACAGGGUCCACGGAGCAGACCUUCCUCCAGGAGCAGUUGGCCUACCAGGACGCCAAGUACCCCAGGGAAGUGGCUGAUCUGUCGGGCUGGCAGCUAGACGAGACCCAGGCUCCGGGUUGGGCCUACACUCCCCACUGUUGUGAGCCCUCAGAGUGCCCUCCUCCCAGGACAGAGAGUGAGCUCCUUCAGGCAUUCUACAGACAACAAGAGGAGAUCAGGGGACUGAGAGACCAGCUCAACCAGAAAAAGGUCCAGAUCACACAGCUGGAACUGGAGAUCAAGAACACCAGAAAUAACAUGAGGGCCACCUUCUGAAUGAUUCAACCAAUCACAUUAGAAGAGCCUUCUGAAUCAACCAAUCACAUGAGAGCCAUCUUCUGAAUGAUUCAAUCAAUCACAUUUGAAGAGCCUUCUGAAUCAACCAAUCACAUGGUAGCAGCUUUUGGAAUCAACCAAUCACAUAAGAGCCAUCUUCUGACUCGACCAAUCACAUGAGAGCCAUGUUCUGAUUCAACCAAUCACAUGAGAGCCAUCUUCUGAUUCAACCAAUCACAUGAGAGCCACCUUCUGAUUCAACCAAUUUUUGUAUUUUGUAUUUAUUAAGGAUCCACAUUAGUUCCUACCAAGGCAGCACCUACUCUUCAUGGGGUCCAGCAAAAUUAAGGCAGUUAUAUACAAUUUCAAACAUUACAAUAUAUUCACAAAACAUUUUGUGGCUUCAACUACCACAAAAACCACGUGUACAACUAGGCAAGUCAGUUAAGAACAAAUUCUUAUUUUCAAUGACGGCCUGGGAACAGUGGGUUAACUGCCUUGUUCGGGGGCAGAACGACAGAUUUGUACGUUGUCAGCUCAGGCGAUUCGAUCUUGCAACCUUUGGGUUACUAGUCCAACGCUCUAACCACUAGGCUGCCCUGCCGCCCGUAUAGCGUGUAUGUUAUCAUGUGUGUGUGUGUCUCUUCACAGUCCCAUAAGGUAUAUUUUUAUCUGUUUAAAAGAACAUCUGAUUCUCCUGCUGCAUCAGUUACCUGAUGUGGAAUAGAGUUCCAUGUAGUCAUGGCUCUAUGUAGUACUGUGGAAUAGAGUUCCAUGUCGUCAUGGCUCUAUGUAGUACUGUGGAAUAGAGUUCCAUGUAGUCAUGGCUCUAUGUAGUACUGUGGAAUAGAGUUCCAUGUAGUCAUGGCUCUAUGUAGUACUGUGGAAUAGAGUUCCAUGUCGUCAUGGCUCUAUGUAGUACUGUGGAAUAGAGUUCCAUGUAGUCAUGGCUCUAUGUAGUACUGUGGAAUAGAGUUCCAUGUAGUCAUGGCUCUAUGUAGUACUGUGGAAUAGAGUUCCAUGUAGUCAUGCCUCUAUGUAGUACUGUGGAAUAGAGUUCCAUGUAGUCAUGGCUCUAUCUUGUACUGUGGAAUAGAGUUCCAUGUAGUCAUGGCUCUAUGUAGUACUGUGGAAUAGAGUUCCAUGUAGUCAUGGCUCUAUGUAGUACUGUGGAAUAGAGUUCCAUGUAGUCAUGGCUCUAUCUUGUACUGUGGAAUAGAGUUCCAUGUAGUCAUGGCUCUAUGUAGUACUGUGGAAUAGAGUUCCAUGUAGUCAUGGCUCUAUGUAGUACUGUGGAAUAGAGUUCCAUGUAGUCAUGGCUCUAUGUUGUACUGUGGAAUAGAGUUCCAUGUAGUCAUGGCUCUAUGUAG